This is a messenger RNA of Trypanosoma rangeli, 699 nucleotides long. Its product is annotated as putative trans-sialidase. The record is from RefSeq and is a predicted model, not a curated record. The transcript has a single exon. Gene Ontology annotation, molecular function: translation elongation factor activity. Gene Ontology annotation, cellular component: cytoplasm. NCBI's taxonomy places the organism in Eukaryota, Euglenozoa, Kinetoplastea, Trypanosomatida, Trypanosomatidae. The coding region runs from base 1 to 699 and encodes 232 amino acids.
AUGUUGCGGCGGAACUUGGCCUCCGUCUGUGUGGGCGUCAUUGGUGGCGGCGGCAACCACCUUUUGUCCUCUUCCACGUCACUCAUCAGUGCGCGGCGUGGAGUCUUCGCGGACAAGGCAAGAGCUGGCAUGAUAUUCCUGAUCGAUAAACGUUUCUACCGUGUGGUGGGCAACACCCGCUCGCAGAAGGGGCAGAACGCCGCCUCAUUCAACAUCAAACUCGUUGAGGUGGGCACUGGGCGCAAGAAGGAGGUGACGGCGGGACAGGGGCAUGACUUUGCACAGGUCCGGGCGGAGCGGGUGCGGCUCCUCUUCAGCGGGUUUGACGAUGACGACAUGGCCUGCUUUGUUUACCCGGAGCACACCGCUGAUGCGGGGAAGGAGGUGAACAUCCCCGGCGACUCCCUGCCUGAGUUGCAGCAGAAGUUUCUUUCCUGCGCCAUGCCUGUUGAUGUCCUCCACAUCGUCCCUGACGAAGACGACGUGCCCAACGCGAAGGACAUCUGGGCAGAGGUGGUGAUGCCGUCCAGCUACACAUACACUGUCGAGAAGAUCUCGUUGAAGGGAAUGUACAAGAUGGCCUCCUUCAAGGAGUGUGACGGCCUCGUCAGCGUCAACGAGUCGGUGCAGGUAAAUGACAAGGUGAAGGUGAUGAUGAAGCCGGACGGCACGGCCGCGUUUGGUGGACGAGUCUCUUGA